Pseudomassariella vexata is the source of this 957-nucleotide messenger RNA. RefSeq names its product mitochondrial carrier domain-containing protein. Lineage: Eukaryota; Fungi; Ascomycota; Sordariomycetes; Amphisphaeriales; Pseudomassariaceae. The transcript is spliced from 2 exons. Gene Ontology annotation, cellular component: mitochondrial inner membrane. Gene Ontology annotation, molecular function: phosphate transmembrane transporter activity. Gene Ontology annotation, biological process: mitochondrial phosphate ion transmembrane transport. The record is from RefSeq and is a predicted model, not a curated record. Bases 1 to 957 code for a protein of 318 amino acids.
AUGGCGAAAAGAUCUCAAGAAGAGAAGAUCACUCCUGACUUUAGCAUCUCCGACUAUGCCAAGUUCUUCGGCGCCGGCGCCCUAGCAGCGACAGCCACCCAUGGUGCCGCUACACCCAUUGACGUAGUUAAAACCCGCAUCCAGGUUGACGAUGCCCUUAAAGGCUAUAACAUGUUCCGCGCGGCGCGACAAAUCAUCGCCGGCGAAGGCGCCGGAGCUCUGCUCACCGGCUUCGGCCCAACGGCCGUAGGCUACCUGGUGCAAGGCGGUGGAAAGUUCACCGGGUACGAGUUCUUCAAGAAGCAGUUCAUCGAGAUGACGGGGUCAACUGAGAAGGCCGUUGAGCACCGCACCGCCAUUUACCUGGGAGCCAGCGCGACAGCUGAGUUCUUCGCUGAUAUUGCCCUUUGUCCUCUCGAGGCGACGCGCAUUCGGCUCGUGUCGCAGCGGAACUUCGCCUCUGGUCUGGGAUCCGGAUUCAUGAAGUUGGUGAGAGAAGAAGGGUUGAGGGGUUUCUACUCUGGAUUCGUGCCAUUGCUGUUCAAGCAGGUCCCGUACGCCGUGGGACAGUUCUCCGUGCACGAGGCGGCGAAUGAGAUCAUAUUCCGGGCCAUGGGCCCCGAGAGGAAGGCAAAGCUGACACAUUUAGAGAAUACGGGGGUGGAGCUAACGUCUGGUAUGGUGGCGGGUGUUGCGGCGGCGGUCUUGUCGCACCCGGCGGAUACGCUGCUAUCAGCUAUCAAUAAGGGGGCGGGAGAUAAGAGCCAGAGCACGACUAGUCGAAUGUUUACGCUUGCGCGCGAGUUUGGGCCCAAGAGGUUGUUUACUGCUGGCUUGGGACCUCGUAUUGUCAUGACGUGUGGACUUGUUGCCGGGCAGUUCGUCAUCUAUGCGCAGUGCAAGACUUUGGUGGGCGCUGCUCCGGGGAUUGAAAUUCAUAAGGAGAAGAGCCUGUAA